AUGCCGUACCUUUUGCACCAUGAGUUUUUGUGCACGUCCCUUCUUUGCUAUGUUAUUAACGCAGACUCGAGCAGCUACGCGAUCAAGGAUCACCGAAGCAACGUAGACCCGUCGAUCGAGCAAAUUUUCCGAGGACCAAACGACAGGAGCAGCUCUGUGUCGAGUUCCAAACGGAACGUCCCGAUUGAAAACGCGAAAUCCGCGCAGUCGGAGGAGAUCGGGAAACGUGGACGAGUGAAACGCGAGAAUGCAGGUAAAAGGAGCGACUCGAAGAAUUUAAUCGAAGCUUCGCGAAAGGAUGAAAAACGAUCGGUGUCUAAAGCUGGUGAUCCUACUUCGAGAACCAGUCGUUCCUCCAGAGACCUUCCCAACCUUCCAGCCAAAGAUUACGAGAUUCCUCUCGAUCGGGAUAAAUCCGAGUACUCCGACGUAGCCGAGGAUGAUUCUUCCAGCGGUUCGAAGAACAAGGAAGGUAAAUACAAAGGAGGCGAAAUCAACGUUAAAGAGGAUUCCGAGAGGUUCAUCGACCAAGAGGAGAGGUCCAGCUUGUACGAUGAUUUCGAGGCGAAAGACGUGGUUAAAAGAGGAAUUUCUGGGGUGGAAGACUACGAAGAGAUGGAGGACGAUCCUUUUGGAGCUGCGGAGGACGCGGCGUUGGACGAUGGUCAGAUUUCAGACGAGGAGGUCGAUAAGAAAAAGGUGCACAGCGACGUCAGGGUGAAGAGACAGCACGAGAACUUGAAGGAUAGUGGGAUCGUGGAGAUUUCUGGGAAAGCGGAGAAUCCUGGAGCGUCGAGUAACUUGAUUAACGAUGAAAAAUCUCAAGAAGCGUCCUUGAAGCAGGAUUCUGUGAGUGACAGGGACAGCAAAAUAGCUGAAACUCAGGUGAGCAAGGAUUCUACCGAUCAGGGAGAGCAGUUGAAGAGGAACGUUGCGGAGAAGAGCGAGAACGACGCGUCGAAGAUUAGUUCUGAUCGAGACGCGGACAAUUCGAAGCUGUCUUUGAUUACAAGCGAUCAGUCUGAGAUAGAAAGCAACGAGAAUACGAAGUUACUUAAUCGAGACAUUCCAGAUGCCUCGGGAGACAGAAAAACACAGGAAGCUGGCUUGUCGAGUAACACCAAAGGACUGAGCGACAUAGUUAGCGAGCCUUCGAGUCUCAAAGGAGGUUCCAAGGUGGACGAAUCGAAGAUCGCCGAGAUUCAAACUCCAGAGGCGGUGAAGAUCGAAGUUCUCGCGAAUUCUGCAGAAGCUGCGCCCGUGGAAGACUCUGAAAAGCUAGAAAGCUCGAGGAACGAAGUUGCAGCGAAGGAGCAGUUAGACGGAGACUACGAGAAACGCGUGGAGGAACAGAUCCAGAGAAGGAUCGAUUCCAUCAAGGAGGAGAUCAAGCGAGAGAUCGCGGAGAAUCGACGCAUGAAGGAGAUCGAGGAGAACAACGACAAGUUCGACGAGUUGCGCGAGGAAGAAGACGAGGACGAAGAGCAGGCGAUGGAAUACGAGCCUUCGGAGAAGCAGGACAGUUUAUCCAAGAGAUCCCUUCGGAAUUCGGGCAAAUCUCAGGUGCGCGAGAACACCGAGAAGAAAGCUGUGAAAAGAAAGAAGAGGCAAGGUGACGGUGCUCGGGAAAAGGUGCAAGGCUCGAAGAAAUCGCGCGAGAUGAAGAAACGAUCGGUGGGAAAAUCGGAAUCGGAGGACGCAGCUGCUCUAACUGAAACGGCGAGGAAGCGUGAAUUUCCGAGACAGGCGUAUUUGGUGAGGACGGACCGGAAGAAGAAGAGAAAGAGGAGGAGAGCCUUCCGGGCGACCUCGCGUUCGAUUCGAGCUUGCGCGGAGAUCUUGACAAUACAGUCGAAAGUGAGCGAAGAUGAGAAAGCGACGGCGGAACAGGAGUCUUUGGCGGAGAAAAGGUCUGGUUCUGUAGCGUCGCUGACCGGAAAUGGAGAAGAGACGGGACCAUUGGCGACGGAGUACGGAGAAGCGUUUGGAGGUUUGAACGGAGAGCCUGGGAUGGCUCUGGCUAGGUUUAAGAGGAUCAAACGAGUCCUCGGGCCUCAAGCUUCCAAGACCUUGGGGUAG
This is a messenger RNA of Habropoda laboriosa, 2079 nucleotides long. RefSeq names its product jmjC domain-containing histone demethylation protein 1. Lineage: Eukaryota; Metazoa; Arthropoda; Insecta; Hymenoptera; Apidae. The transcript is spliced from 4 exons. Bases 1 to 2079 code for a protein of 692 amino acids. The record is from RefSeq and is a predicted model, not a curated record.